AUGUAUAACAACAGUACUAUUUUCAUUGCAUGUAAUGGUACUGAAUCCAAUAAUUAUCUGCGAUUUUCAAUGUCAGCUUCAAUGUCGAUUGAUAUACUUAGUCAGAAAACAUUAAAAUGGCAAGUAGCAUUAAAAGUUAUUUAUAUCAGUCUGUCUACAUUACAAUUCUUAACGGCUACUAUUUGCAAUUUAUUAACAAUGAAAACUUUGUUGAAGAAAAAAAUUCGUAUUACAUCAUUAGGUGUCUAUUUAAUCGUCUUUAUUUUGGCUAGUUUAAUAGGAAUGAUUCUGUUGUAUGUCAGAAUUAUUGUUACACUGGUUUUUAACGAAGAAUUAGAUAAAAAUAGUUUAAUUCAUUGUCGUAUAAUUACAACAAUUUUAAAUUCUACAUUGAUUUUAUCUUUAUGGGCUGGUGCAUUUGUAUCAAUUGAACGAGUAUUAAUUCAACUUUAUAAUUAUAGUUUAUAUCGUUCACGUAAAUAUACUGUUAUAAUUUCAGUUUUACUUAUUCUCUUAACGGCAGCAGCAAAUAUAACAACAUUUAUUGGCUGGCAAAGCGCAGCACAUCCAAUCGUAACUAAUAUGCGUCUAUGUAAAUUUCGUCAAUUUCCAGCUCAUUGGAAGUUAGUCGAUGAAAUAGUUAAUAGUAUGUACAUUCACACUGUUAUACCAUGGAUUUUACAUGUUCUAUCGAUUGUCUUCGUUUUGAUUGAUAUUAUAAGACAUCAAAUUAUAUUGACUGGUGCAAAAAGAUGUGAUUGGAGAAAGAUUAUCUGUCAACAGUUAAAGAAACAUAAAGACUUUUUUCUUCCACCAAUACUCAUUCUCACCUGUACACUACCACAUGUACUGUUAAUUAAUCUUUUUGGCUCUAGUACAAGUCAUGUCUGUUCAAAAUCUAAUAUGAAUGCCUAUCUUCGAUUACAUAUAGCAUUUGACUUUUUAUAUUAUUCACUGCAAACUAUAGGAUUUUUUACAUAUAUUUAUCCGUCAAAUGUGUACAUGAAUCAAUUUCGUAAAACUUGGAUAGUAAGAACAAGUAGAGCCGUUAUAGCAGCUUUAUUUGGACAUCAUAAAUCACGUACAAGUGACACGUAA
Messenger RNA from Rotaria sp. Silwood2, 1098 nucleotides. Lineage: Eukaryota; Metazoa; Rotifera; Eurotatoria; Philodinida; Philodinidae. The record is from the annotation of a GenBank genome assembly.